Messenger RNA from Cantharellus anzutake, 428 nucleotides. RefSeq lists its product as uncharacterized. Lineage: Eukaryota; Fungi; Basidiomycota; Agaricomycetes; Cantharellales; Hydnaceae. The record is from RefSeq and is a predicted model, not a curated record. Bases 65 to 307 code for a protein of 80 amino acids. The transcript has 2 exons.
CACGUGACGUUCUCACUGCAGCAUCUUCAAAAUCCCACUUAGCGAUAGUGUAACGAAUACCAUCAUGAGCCAAUUAACCGAGAAUCCAUUCGCCUCCAAACAGUCCCUUGACCAAAAUCCCUUUGACGAUCCACAGGAACUCACUUCACCUUAUGUCGACCUUGAGCAGAGAGAGCGGGACCUUUCUCGGCGAGAAGCUGAACUUGCUGCCACACAGCAACAACUUGAGGCCCGGGGAAAAAUAAUUGGCCUCCAUGUGUGUCACAAAUUACGUUCAAUGCAUAGCGCUUAUUGUUCCUCUUCGUAGUCUUCCCCCUGAUUUAUCACGACAUUGACGUGGAGAUACCUCAAGAGCAUCGAGCUAUUGUCACGAGGAUUUAUCAGUUAUGGCUUGUUCUGGCCGCUACCUUGAUACUGAACAUGGUCGC